GAGCUCAUGUAACGUCUUAAGCUGCUGGCCUCGCCUUCGUCUCCUCAACCAUCAUGACCAGCAUGACGACCCAGUACCCCGCGCGGACGAUGGAGGAGUGCGACGCGAUCCUGACGGCGCCCGGCGCUGUCGGAGAGGUCGAGGAGGUGAUGGUCAACGGCGUCAAGCAGCGCGUGUGGAAGAAUCAACCGACGAACUACCGCGUCGCCCUCGAGGACGGCUUCACAAAGUACGCCGAGCGCGUCAUGUACGUGUCCCCGCUGCCGAACUCGCCCGAGUACGAGGAGGUCACGUAUGCUGAGCAGCGGCGGCGCGUCGUGCACCUCGCGGCGUGGUUGCGCACCCAGGGCAUCCGGCAGGGCAGCAAGGUUGCGGUGGGCGGCGACAACAGCUCGCGCUUCCUUGUCGUGCCGUGGGCAGCGCACUAUCUCGGCGCAGUGCCCGUCUUCAUCAACUCUACUCUACACAACGACGCGACCGUACAUUGUCUCGGGAUCACGAAGCCCGAUAUCGUGCUCGGCGACGCCGACUUCGUCGCGUCGAUCGUGCCAAUCAUGGGUCGGUUGAAGGAGCGCGGCGUGGGCCCAGUUUACAGCUACGACCCGACGGAGCACCUGUCGUCCGAGCUGCGCGCGGCGAUUGCCCGCAUCCCCGACUUCAACCCUACGGCGACGCAGCUGCGGCAGAUCGAGAGCGGCGAAGGCCUCGGCCUUGAAGUCAUGACUCCUGAGUCUGAAGGCCACAUCUUCUUCACCUCCGGCACGUCGGGCAUGCCGAAGGCCGUGCUCUCGAACCAGCGCGGCGCGCUCCACAACUACGUCUCGGGCACGUUCGCAGGCCUGCGUGCGGCGCUGCGAGCCGGCGCGACGUAUGAGCAGGCGACGGCGCACCCGGUCGCGCAAGCGUGCAUGCUCGUGCCGGCGCCCCUGUUCCACGUGACGGGCUGCAUCUCAUGGACGACGCGGCAGAUGACGACUGGCGCCAAGAUCGUGUGGAUGAAGCGCUGGAGCGUGCCCGAGGCCAUCCGCCUCAUCGAGAAGUACGACGUCAACGUCCUCGGUGGAGUGCCCGCCACCACCAAGGCCAUCUUCCAGUCGCCGCUGCUGCCCAAGACGCGCAUGUUUACCGCCAUCUCGUCGGGCGGCGCGCCGGUGCAGGCAGGGCUUGUCACCGACCUCACGAAGCGCUUCCCGGGGAUUUCGUGCUCUAACGGCUGGGGCUUGACAGAAACGAACGGCCUUCACAACGCGCUUACUGGGCGCGACUACCUCGAAAACUCGGAGAGCUGUGGGCCCACCAUCCCAAUUUGCGACGUUGAAAUCCGCGACGCCGACACAGGGCGCGUAUGCGGUCCCGACGAGAUGGGCAUCAUCUGGGCGCGCGGCUCCAACGUCAUGGUGUGCUACUACGGCGACGAGGCGGCGACGCGCAAGGCCAUGACUCCCGACGGGUGGUUCAACACGGGCGACAUGGGCAGCCUCGACGCCCGCGGCUUCCUGUACAUCCGCGACCGCGCGAAGGACAUCAUCAUCCGCGGCGGCGAGAACAUCGCCUCCGCAGAGGUCGAGAAUGCGCUCGCGCGCCUCCCCGAGACGGCCGAGGUCGCCGCCGUUGCCGUGCCCGACCCCGUGCUCGGCGAGCUAGUGGGCUGCGCGGUCUCGCUGGCGCCAGGCAAGUUCCUCACGCCGCAGAUGGUGCUCGACCGCGUCGCGCCGAUGCUGCGCUACGCCGCGCAGCCCGUGUUCUGCCACAUCUACGAGGGCGAUUUGCCGCGCAAUGCCAACGGGAAAAUCAGGAAGGACGUUGUGAAGAAGGAGUGUGCGGAGCGGUGGGUCAAGUUGACGGGCGGGAAGCGCUGGGUCCGCAACAAGGCCAAGCUGUAGUUUGAGUUGUAUACUUAGAGAUCAUGGAUGAACACAGUGCAGCAGUC
This is a messenger RNA of Cutaneotrichosporon oleaginosum, 1930 nucleotides long. RefSeq lists its product as uncharacterized. Lineage: Eukaryota; Fungi; Basidiomycota; Tremellomycetes; Trichosporonales; Trichosporonaceae. Gene Ontology annotation, molecular function: CoA-ligase activity. Gene Ontology annotation, biological process: secondary metabolic process. The record is from RefSeq and is a predicted model, not a curated record.